AUGCGCUUUGCCCAGAUUUUCAUGCUUGCCGCCACCAUCUCUGGUGCAUUUGCUGGCAAGAACUGCAAAUGCCAGGACCCAAGCGGUAAAGGCCCUCAGUGGAAUGACCUGACCAAGCAAUGCUGCAACGGAGAUGUCAACGCCGCUUGUUUCUUUGCACCUAACUUUCCCGGCCCCAACAACCAGGUUCGUUACUUCGGCUCUUCUGAAAAUAGCCAUGUGAUCAUUCUUGGUUUCUGUGCUGGCCUCCGUGACAGUGUACUGGUGUUGGCAACUGUCUCAACUCCGGUGCUUUCAACGAUUGCUGCAAGAGUAAGGGGGCUCCUGGAGCCUACUGCUGGUGAUCGUCUUGCCGAAGUCGUUCGUCCAGGUAGAUCUGCAUACCCCAACAAAACCAAGAGGGCUGCAGCAACAAACUACAAGGACUAUCGCGGUGAAACGAACGGGCAGAAUAGCAUUGAAACUGAUUGA
Messenger RNA from Colletotrichum aenigma, 471 nucleotides. RefSeq lists its product as uncharacterized. The coding region runs from base 1 to 471 and encodes 156 amino acids. The transcript is spliced from 2 exons. The record is from RefSeq and is a predicted model, not a curated record. NCBI's taxonomy places the organism in Eukaryota, Fungi, Ascomycota, Sordariomycetes, Glomerellales, Glomerellaceae.